Pimephales promelas (fathead minnow) is the source of this 3402-nucleotide messenger RNA. It is a transcript of the gene uck2a, whose product is annotated as uridine-cytidine kinase 2a. The record is from RefSeq and is a predicted model, not a curated record. NCBI's taxonomy places the organism in Eukaryota, Metazoa, Chordata, Actinopteri, Cypriniformes, Leuciscidae. Gene Ontology annotation, molecular function: ATP binding; kinase activity.
AAGCAGCUCUGAGUCUCAGAGCGCACUGACAGCAUGGCAGGAGACAGCGACAGCAAGUUGGACAACCAAGCCGAAAAUGAGCAUGUUGUCAGGCAACCUUUCCUCAUCGGGGUAGCCGGCGGCACUGCCAGCGGCAAGUCAUCAGUUUGUGGGAAGAUUAUGGAGCUCCUUGGCCAGAAUAAGAUCGACCAUCAUCAGAGGCAGGUGGCCAUCCUCAGUCAGGACAGUUUCUACAGAGUACUGACCUCCGAACAAAAGGCCAAGGCUCUAAAAGGACAAUUUAACUUUGACCACCCAGAUGCGUUUGAUAAUGAGUUGAUAGUCAAAACCCUGUGUGAUCUCAUGGAGGGAAGAACGGUCCAAAUUCCAGUCUACGACUUUGUUACCCAUUCAAGGAAAGAAGAGACGGUUGCUGUUUAUCCAGCAGACGUGGUUUUAUUUGAAGGCAUUCUUAUGUUUUAUUCGCAAGAAAUCCGAGAUCUGUUUCAGAUGAAACUGUUUGUGGAUACGGAUGCAGAUACACGCCUGUCACGCAGAGUCCUGAGAGACAUCAGUGAGAGAGGCCGUGACCUAGAGCAAGUGCUAAGCCAAUACAUAACUUUUGUUAAGCCUGCCUUCGAGGAGUUCUGUCUGCCAACAAAAAAGUAUGCUGAUGUCAUCAUUCCAAGGGGAGCUGAUAAUAUGGUUGCCAUAAAUUUGAUAGUGCAGCACAUUCAGGAUAUUCUGAAUGGUGGCUUGAACAAACGCUUGAAUGGAUACCUCAACGGCCACAACACUCCGCGUAAACGGCAUCCCUCAGAGUCCAGCAGCAGGCCACAUUGACCAGCUCUAUACCGGGACUUCAGGGAAUGCAGGAGAGAAUGAAUGUUUGAAGGAUGGAUGCUAGAGGAAAGAAAGGAUUGGAGUGCAUUUUGUUAAUUAGCCAACAUUAUAUAAGACAAAAAGAAUCACAAAAAUUUCAAGAAUUUCAAAGACUGCCUUUUAUUUCAUUCUAUUUCCUCCUUUGUUUUUUUUUGUUUUUUUGUUUUAUGGACUGGCUACACUUGAUGUUUUAGGAGUUACAAAGAUAAACUUCUAGUUCUGUGAUUUGUUAAAGGUCAAAAUGGAUAUUUCCUCACUAUUUAUUUUAGCAUUUUAUUUUGAGAUUAGGUUUAUUGAAUAAAAGGGGGGAUGCAAAUAAUUAAAUAUUUCAUGACUCCAUGGUAAUAUAAGAAUUGAACAUAAUUUUUUAAAAAUUAUUAAUAUUUUCUUUGUUCAGAAAGGACUACAUUUGUAAAUGUAUUUAAAGAACCUUUUAUGUUUUUGCAUCCCUGGACAACCCUUUUGAGGCCAAAAACAAUCAAUGUUUUAAAAUUCCUUUUUUGUUAUUGGUUGUCAGUAAUGGAAUAAGUUUUUAGUAUUCUGCCAUUUUUGAUAUGAUGUCCCUAAGAUCAGUGUUUCUUGCUGAAGGAUAAACAUUUAUUCCUCCAUUGCACUUGGAACAAUUCAGGCAGUGUUGCUUGGUCACAACAGGCCUCUCAGGGUGUAGUUACUACAAAUGAAAACAUAAACUCAGUUUUAUCCUAAAAGGAAAGAGAAAGAACUGUAUUCUACAUUUAAUAUAGAAAAAAUCAGAGCCCACAACUCUAAAAUAAAGGGCUGUAAUCAGGCUAAAACUAAGCGAGAUUAAAUUUGCUUAUGUUAUAUCCAUGUAUAUUGUACAUUUAUCACAGUUGGUUCUGAACUGCAAUUGAAGCCCCUUUGAGUGUUACAUACAGUGGCCACACAGACUCCUGGCAAAACCAAGUCCGAUCUAAUAGCGAUCUAUUUGUCAAGAGAUUUGUUAUAUACUAUGCACUGUAUCCUUGACUCUAAUACUGCAGUUUGAUUCUCUUUCAUUAGACAAAUGGAGAUGCUUACUUGAAUUGAAUUCUCUGUCUCUUCAUCCUUUGCGAUGCUUUUUCUCUUGUUUUUUGUUCUUUGUUCUUUCUUUUUCCUUUUUUGGUCUGUUUUUAAACUAAUCUAACCACUGUGUUUUGACUUCAUCAGAUGACCAGACUGCCCAUAAUAUUUACACUAUGAUGCCACUGACAAACUCACCAAAGAGUUAACUUUUAUGUUUUUCAGCAUACGUGUUCACAAUUCAAGCAGUUUAAUUUUAUUUGUACACAAUACAUAUUUUCCCCUGCAGCUCGGUUUUCUUUAUUUUCAAGCUACAAAAAAGCCAAUUCUAGGCACUCUGAUAUCAUGCAGAGAUAUGAACCUGAACAAUCCAACUUUUAAACCCCAUAUUUCUUUUUGAUCUUGAAAUCUUUCACUUAAAAUUUGUUAACCAUUGAUCUGCAUACUGUUCUUAUUCAAAAAAACGUUUUAUAUUUUAUUUAUUCUUUCACAUUGCUGCUAUUAUACAGGGUGACUCAUCUACAAUUGUAUGUAGAAAAUUCUAAAUGAUCCAUUAUUGAAUGAUGUGAAUAUUUAUUUGAUUGAAUAUGAUCGAUUCUCUUUGACGUCAUCUAAACAUCAGGUUAUUACAUUUAAACAUCAUCAUUUAUUUCUGGCCCAGAUGCAAAAAAAAAAAAAAAAGAGCGAAUUAAAGACUUAUUUCGUUGUCAAAGGCAUUUUCACUUCUGGGCCAAAAUUGCACAAGUUAUUAAAAAUCUUUUGUUGAUGUCUGGGCCUUGGUCUCAUUUAGGUAUUUUAUGUUUGAUUCAAUCUGCAAAGUCAUAAAUUAAUUUGACAUGUCUUACCAGAUGCUUCUCCAGAACCAGUUUGAAACUUCUGCUACAAAUUUUGUGCCAUCAUAGCAUUUUUGCGUGUGAAAAUACAGGCUAUUCCUUUUUUUAUUUUUUUUAUUUACAUUGGCUAAAUGUUGUAAAUAUUACUUUUCUAAACAACACUUGGUUGCUCAAACAUCCAGGCUGUUGAACAGAGAUAUUGAUACCUCUUGUCAGGGUUUUGAUAUAUUAGCACAGAUUUAAACACCAGCUUUCAAAAAUGCAGUACACCUUACAAACAAUUAUUUUCACUCAACCACACAAUUCAUCCCUGAAUGAAAUCAUGAUUUCAUCUCAUUGUCAUUUUAUCAACUUGCACACCCAGUGUGUAAUCCUACUUGACUGAAAUUGAUGCAAAUACAACAUUGUUUUUACUGAAAUGUGUGGGAUUCCAAAGAGUAAGAUAUUGUCAUUGUUUAAUGUGCAAUCAAUUAGUUGGUUCCCACACUACUGUCUGUGAUUAUAGCAAAUACUGAUUUAACUACAAUAUGUGACCUAUUUAUGUUGACAUUAGAAAGAAAUCAAGUCUGGAACAUUGUCUUGUUGUGAAGAGGAGUGGCGUUGGAAGGGAUUUCAAAAAAGUGGUGUUCUGCAUGAUGUAUCAUAAGCCUAAAUGUUCAUUAUUGAUGCCUUUGAGUGUUGGUGCUUG